This is a messenger RNA of Poecilia latipinna (sailfin molly), 5934 nucleotides long. Its product is annotated as round spermatid basic protein 1-like. Bases 95 to 3811 code for a protein of 1238 amino acids. The transcript has 9 exons. The record is from RefSeq and is a predicted model, not a curated record. Lineage: Eukaryota; Metazoa; Chordata; Actinopteri; Cyprinodontiformes; Poeciliidae. Gene Ontology annotation, cellular component: nucleus.
GCCCCCACAUAGCUUGCACGUCGCGGAAAAAAAAAAAAAACAGCAGCAUCGGCGGCCGUUGGGGAAGAGAGUAAAUAGAGGGAGAAGCCUCAAGAUGGCUGACUCGCAGGGCUCUGUUCACCUUUCCGGAGCUCUGGUUGUUGCUCCUUCUCCUUCCGCUGCCGGAGCUUCGGUCAAAAACGGACUCGGUAAGGCAACCGAGUCGAAGGGAGCCGCUGACAACCGCCCGCAGUGUUCCGGAGAUUUUAGCCCACCGCCACCCAAGAAGGUCCGAGUCGAGGAUAGGAGCGUUAAACCCAAGAAAGUCAGCAAGGACGGGGGUGAUGGAAACAACGGAAGCGGGAAAAAGAAAACCCAACAGCUCACUAAGCAGCAGAAUUGUAGUAGCAGUAACGCGGGCUUAUGGAGCUUCAGCCCGGGUAAGACGAGCAGCAGCAGCAACCCUCCGGUGCCUGCUACCGAUGGAUCCCAGCCACUCAAAGUCUUUAAACAGAGCGAUUUCUUCCUCCACAAGGCGCCUUCCUCGAAAACCAAGUGUAAAGAUAAACAGAAGGAGAGAGAAAAAAGGAAAGGAGGCGGGGAGGAGAAAAAGAGACAUAAACUGUUGGUGACCUCCGGAGUUGGGAAUAAUGUUACUAACAGCAACGACAUUAAAGGAUUUAACAACGUUUCUGCAGCGAAGAGAGAAAAUGGAGAUGUCCUGUUACCAUCAAAAGAAAACCCCAACAAGGACAAGAUGAAGGCUCGCGAAAAGAAGAAGGUGAAAGAACGAGAGAAGGAGAAGAAAAAGCACAAAGUGAUGAAUGAGAUCAAGAGAGAGAACGGCGAAGUCAAGCAGCCGAUUAAAGAAGAAACAGAGAAAGCGAAGAUCAAGUUGGAGGAGCUGCAAAUCAAAAAAGUGAAGAAGAAAAAGAAGAAGAAACACAAAGAUGGGGAGAAGCACAAGCGAGUGAAGAUGUACCACCGCUCCUGCCAGACCAUCUGUGCCGGCCUCCUUCUCCUACCACCUCCUCCCUCCUCAUCCGCCAACUCCUUCUCCUCCUCCGAGCAAACAAACGACUCUUCUGCAUCGCCCUUCAAGUCUCCUCCACCCGUUUACCUCACGCCCAACAACAAAAACUCCAAUCUCUGGCCCUCUUCUCCUCCUCCUCCUCCUGCCUCCAAGUCACUCUUCAACUCCUCCAACUCAAAGCUCCCCUUUUCCACAAAACGCAACUCGCAGAGCAUCCAUCCUGGAAUGGCAGGCCUCGAGUUUGCGCCCUACAUUUAUAUCGAAAACCAGCCGAAUGGAGGGGCUCUGGUAGCUCAUGCGUAUGCAUCUCAGCUCUCCUCUCUCUCUGUGGACCAGAGGCAGAGAUUUGCCCAGGAGUUUGUCACGUUGUCGUUCAGCGAGGACCAGUCCAAGGCAGCUCACUACGUCAUGGGAAUUGUUCACGGAGGAGCCAAGAACCUUCCCGACUUCUUGGAUUACUUUUCGACCAAGUUCCCAUCGGCUCCUGUCAAAAUGGAAAUACUCGGAAAGAAGGACAUAGAAACAACCACUAUGGCUAAUUUCUGCUCUCAGGUGAAGAGAACGUACAGCCACGGUACGUACAGAGCCGGAGCGAUGAGACAGAUCAGUCUGGUGGGAGCCGUGGACGAAGAGGUCGGGGAUUAUUUCCCAGAGUUCCUCAGCUUGCUGGAGGAGUCCCCCUUCCUGGAGCGGACUCUUCCGUGGGGAACGCUUUCCAGCCUGAGAAACAUGAGUCCAGCAAAGAGCGACGACGGUCCGAUAAUGUGGGUCAGACCAGGAGAACAGAUGAUACCUGUAGCCGACAUACCAAAGUCUCCUUUUAAAAGAAAGCGCUCCACUAACGAGGUGAAGAAUCUGCUCCAGUCCAUGCCCCGGACCAGCGAGCCCAGAGAGGUUCUGUUCGAGGACCGGACCCGUGCCCACGCCGACCACAUCGGCCAGGGCUUCGAGCGUCAGACCACGGCGGCCGUGGGAGUGCUGAAGGCUGUCUGCACCGUAGAAAGGUCGGAGCCGCCUCGUGUCACCAAAGACGUUGUUUGUUUCCAUGCUGGGGAUUUCCCUUACGUCGUUCAGAGGCUGCAGUUGGACUUGUACGAACCGCCGCUGUCUCAGUGCGUCCAGUGGGUGGACGAUGCCAAGCUGAACCAGCUUCGGCGGGAGGGCAUCCGCUACGCCCGCAUCCAGCUUUGCCACGACGACAUCUACUUCAUCCCCCGCAAUGUGGUCCACCAGUUCAAGACGGUCUCAGCCGUCUGCAGCCUGGCGUGGCACAUACGCCUGCAGCAGUACCACCAGGAGGAGGAGGUGAAGGAGAAGGCUACGGUGAAGGAGGAGGAGACAUUGAUUCUGGCUGAGGAGCAGGGUGGAGAGAAGAAGGAGAGGAUAAAGGGGGAAGAAGAGGAGGUGGCUGUGGCAGACAAAUGGACGUCGCACACUGACAAAAAGGAAGAAGGCGAUGAUCGUCUUCUGUCGCCUCAACCCUCGGACGACAUCUCAGAUGCCAGCAGAGACGAAGAGGAGGCGAUGCGAAGGAAAGAAGAACCUCACCGGGUUUCUCCUCCUGAAAAGAUGAAGACAGAAGCUCCGACUUCUCCUCCCUGCAAGAAUAAAUCGCCCUCUCCUCUUCAUCUCCCUCCCCCUGCUUCUCCUCAUAAGGACAUGAAGUCCAAAGCCUCAGCUAAGCCUCACCUCCACAGUCCACCUGGCAGCAGGACGGCGGCCUCCUCCUCAUCUCAGAAGCCCCCCGGUUGCUCCAAGUCUUCCGCCAGCGCGUCGUCCUCGCCUCCAGCAGGAGCCGCCUUCACUUCCUCGCACACUGUGUCUUCUACCUCCCCGUCUCCGUCGGCUUCCUCUCCCUCUCUGACGAGUCCCACGUCUGCAGCAGAGGCUCUCGUGAAAACUCUUCCUCCUUCAAGAGUUUCCUCUUCCCUCCAGCUGCAUUCGUCUUCCCAUUCGGAGCAGCCGGACGAUUCCCGCACAAAGGACUCCACCCGGACUCCGGCGCCGUCCGACGUACAGACUUGCUCCGCCCCGGCCGAGCGUUGGACCCGCCCGGCGGCGGACACACGGACGCAAACCGCCUCCGAUUCGGAGACGAGGACUCGCGGCUCGGAUCCCGACUCCAGGACUUGUGUUGAUGUGCAGCAGCGACUGGCGCCAGACAUGACCCGGGGAGGGGUGUACAUGCAGCAGUACCCCCCCCAGCACCUCCCGCAGAUGCUCCCCCCUCCUUUUCCUCCUCUGCUCCCCCCACACUCCCACCUUCAGCCUCACAUCCUCCCCCAGACGCCCGUCUCCAGUCCCCAUGAGCACCGCCCUCUGAACUCCUUCCUCAGUCAGGCGGCGCCACCCCAUUCGGUUCACCUGGGCCACCUGCACCCCCCCCACCCGCCCAGCCUCACCACACAGUCUCAGCCUUACUUCAUGGGCCCUCCCUCCUCCUCCCCCUCUCAGCCAAACGCCCCCCUCACCAGCUCCCAGUCUCUCUCGCCUCAUUUCUCCUACCAUCACCAGUUCGCCAAGCCCUUCUUCCCCCCACAGCACCCCGGCUUCCCCUCUCACCCCUUCCUCCCUCAUCAGUCCUUCCUCCCGCAGCCACCCACUUCUUACCCACUGCAGCCACAGUACCAAACCUCAGCAUCGGUGCAUCCCCAGCUGCUUAUGUCGCAGUCGUUUACCUCCCCUCACCCCCCGCCUCCCCCGUCCUCCACGCCGCCUCCGCCCCCUCCCCCUUUCCCGCCGCCUCCCCCCUUGCCUCAGUCCUCCCCUUCCAUCUUCCCCUCUCCCCCCGAGGCAUGACAUCGAGCAGAAACAGAUUUUAUAUAGGAGUAUUUGUACAUACCGAUGGUAAAUUUAAAUAACUGUAUAUGUAGGAGGCUUUGUUUUGGUUGUGCUGUUGUAAAGCUGUACAAAGGAAGUGAGGUGGGAGGAAGUAAAGUUUUGUUUGUUUGUUUGUUUUUUUUGUUAUUGAGCAGAGUGGGACUAAAACACGGUGCCUUUCAUAAGAAUUUAUACCCUUAACUUCUCAUUUUGUCACCGUUCAACCGUAAACUUCAGUGCAUUUUUAUCAGGAUGUUAUAGGAUGGACCAGAUGUUUGUAAUCUAGAAAUGGAAGGAAAAAUGCUACACAGUUUUAAAACUUUUUAAGGCCACCUUUUGCUGCAAUUACGUCUGGAAGGCUUCUUGAGUUUGUUCAUGAAGAAAAGUAUUCCCACAUCAUGCUGCUGCCUCCACCGUGUCCUACAGUGGGGGAUUAGGAGUUCAUCCCGGGAGUCUGCAACUUUUACCAUCCAAAGAGCCAUUGUUCCCCUCAGUCCAGCUAAAUAAAACAGAUCUGGAUUUACAAGUAUGACCUUACCUUUUGAAAAAAGAUAUCUUACAAUUUUUAUAAUUACCCGCUUUAAGUAAUUUUUUAAAGAGCAAACAUUUUACUCCUAUUUUUAGGUGUUUUUUUUUUUUAUCACAAAGGAAAACAAGACUUAUUUUCAAAAAUAUCAUGGCUAUUUUUUUUAUAUUGGAUGUUGAUAUUUGCAUAGUUCCCAGCCUGAAAAUAAGAAAAAUAUAAAAAUGACAGGUACUUAAGUUUCAUUCUGUUGUGGAAAUGAAACUGAAAAAUAGCUCAAACUUGGAUUUCUGCUCUUUAAUCAUUUUUAGUCAAAGUUUCUAAGACUCCAAACAGCCGGUGGUGGCUUCAGAGCCAACGGUUGCAGACAAAAACCCUUUAAGAACAGACAUUUUUUUCCCAUUUCACAAUCAUGCACUACUUUGUGUUUAAAAAAAAAAAAAAUCUUUAAAAUCACAUUAGAUUGCGCUGAGGUUUACGACUUUUCAUUUUGUGGGUGCCAAUCCUCAUGCAAGGCAUCGUGUCAGCCCGCCCCGCCGCACUAAACUGGCUCAGAUUUUUACUGAGGCUUGAAGUAUUAAACCGUUUUGCAUUUCAUUUCAUUUGCAGGAAGCUGUUGCUUUUAGAAAGUGAAGGGCGCACCUGUUUUUAACCCCCGAAUGAUGCAAGGUCGUGGGCUCAAACGAGGCCUCUGGUGUGCAGGUGUGUUGUCCGGUUCUGUUCUCGUCCCUUCGGAGCCGACAGAACCCACCGUCAGACAUAGGAAGAAAACUUAUUUAUUUAAAAGAGCUUUUUAAACUGUUUUUUAAAAUGAAACUUGCAGCUAAAGCUUCCAUUUUCGGGGGGUUUAUUUAAUUCAGUUGUGUAUUGAUACGAUACUGCAUCACUGCGUCCUCUGUAUUUAUCAGUACAAGUCGACGCAGAUACUGGCUGGGCUUUUCCGCCAUGUUGUGUUUAGAGCAAUAACCCGCUAAAUAUCAAACAGAAACCUGUGUCUGUCUUUUUACUCAUGUUUUUAAGUGGACAAUGGAACAUAAUAAUGAGGAGUGCAAUUAAUAGACGAUUCUAAACUUUUCAAAUGUUUCAUUGGCUAAAAAAAAAAAAAAAGGAAUGUUAUGGACUCAACUGCAGGCUCCGUGCGAAUUGAAAGUCAGUCCGUUUGCCUUCAGUGGCAGAGCGCUAAUGUCAUUUUUAAUGUCUUCUGGCUGUUUAGAUGAGUUUUUGUUGAGGAGUUGGUUCAGCCGCAGCCAAGACGGUCUCAGGAAAACACUUCCAUCGGAAAAAAAAAAACAAAAAACAGCUCGCUUUAAUGGUUUUACUGCUAGAUUUCUGGUUUCACGCAGCCGAUAAACGUUCUGACUGAGGUUUUUGCAGAUAUGCUUCUCCUGUUGAACAUUUAAACUUCUGGAUUCAAAGAGCAAUACAAAGACGUGGGAGGUCAAACCGAGGCACGGGCCGGUUAAAAGAGUAUAACCGAGGAUUAAACGGCUGCAUUAAUAUUCACCAAUAUUGUGAUUUUUAUGGUUUGAGGAAUUUCUUUUCUGGCUGUAUGGAACAUGGUUAUACACUGCUGCCCCUC